AUGUCCACGUACGAAGGAUCGAGGCAGUUCCUGCAGAAGGAGUCGAGCGAUGGAGUGUCGCUGUACACUCACCUGGCGAACGUUUUACUGAAGGUGCUGAGUGAGAGGCCGUCAGAUGCGUCCGCGGUCUUCGAGCACCUCAGCGCCUCCGUCAAGGAGGGCACGGUGAAGCCGGACAGCACGACGCCGCCGAUAGGCCAACAGUCGGCCGCGGCGAAGCAGCUCAAGUGGGCGCAGACCACCCAGGCGCUUUUCACCGUGCCCGACGAGCCUCCGGAGGGGGGAGCGGUGGUGCCCGACAUGCUAGACGAAGCCAACAUGUGGGAGUGGGGAGGGGUGUCGUUCGGGCGACUGGAGACGUAUCGCUUGUACCUCUCCGUAAAAAAGCUUGCCGAAUCUCUUCCCGGCGAGCACGAGUCCUUGCGGUUCUGGGGCAAGGUCACCACCAGAGGGGACGACUACAUCGUGGUGGAAGGCAAGGCACUAGACGAGACGUUGGGAGAGUUCGACGAGGCUUUGCAGGAGGGCAAGGACGGGGGGAACCGCUAUACCUACUGGGUGGCGCGCUCCGCCGGCGGGGAGUGGAAGGAGCUCCCGCCCGUCACGCAGACGCAGAUCACGGCCGCUCGCAAGGUACAGCGGCACCGCAGUGUCAUGUUCGUGUGUGUUGGGGCGGGGGGGGAGGGACGGCCCAGAGCCAUGGCAACUCUUCAGAAUUACAACGCAGAGAUUGUUGAUGUCGAGCAGAUCAAGCGCUACUUUACGGGAGACUUGGAGUCGCCCGUCCAGGGGUACCCACCCUUCCCAGGGAGCGAGAUCAACCUUCUGCGUGCCCAGAUCGCGCGCAUCACUGCCGGAGCUUGCGUUAGCCCCGCUGGGUUCUUUGAGGUUGAUGAGGACGCAGAGCCGGCCAUCAUUAAGGUAGCUGAGGACGAAUCGAUCAACGAGGCGUUUCCGAAAGCGGUGGAGGAGCUCAUGACGACGGAUGGCUGGGUGCACCACGAAUUCGAGCUCAACACGCUUGGCAGGUGUCGGCCAAUGCCCGAGAAGCUCGACGAUGAGGGCAACCCUAUCGAAGAAGACGACCCUCCCGAAGAGGUUGCGCCGCUCCGAUCCCUCGCGGAAGACUCGGAGGGGUCGUGGGGGUUCAGAACAUGCCCUGCGGGAGCAGGGCAAUCGGCCAACGCGAUGGUCGUGGCCAAGUCUCUCCGGUGGCCCGGAGCAAUCGCCGUGGCGUUCGGUAAGCGUUUCACCAACGUCUACUCCGGGGACGGUGUCAAGUUCGGAGGGGAGGGGCCAUUCCAGCCCUCCCUGCCGCCGAUGCUGCAGCCGGAGUGGACCCCCGGGGAGGACGAGGAGGGACUCGUCGAGCAGUCGGACGUGCUGGUCGACCCCAACCCGCCGGAAGGAGAGGAGGAGGAUGACGAGUGA
Messenger RNA from Ectocarpus sp. CCAP 1310/34, 1431 nucleotides. Lineage: Eukaryota; Phaeophyceae; Ectocarpales; Ectocarpaceae. The record is from the annotation of a GenBank genome assembly.